Messenger RNA from Penicillium egyptiacum, 1401 nucleotides. The record is from the annotation of a GenBank genome assembly. NCBI's taxonomy places the organism in Eukaryota, Fungi, Ascomycota, Eurotiomycetes, Eurotiales, Aspergillaceae.
AUGAAAGGCAGACUAAUGUUCUUCGACGAAGUAGCCUGGGACAAAAGCGACGGCCAACUAGCAACCUGGAAAGCAACCCUCCUCAACGAAGAAUCCAUGAAAAAGAUAACCACAUUAAUCAAAACCCACCGCCAUGGCGUAGCAGGCCAACUCUUCCCACCUCAAAAGGGCUCCUUCAACAUGGUAAUCCGCCUACGAUUCAUCGACGGCGCCUCAGCCAUAAUCCGCUUCCCAAUCCCAGGCUACUCAGUCUUCCCAGACGAAAAGCUCCACCACGAAGUAUCCGUCAUGCGAUUUCUCGAGCGACACACAGGCAUCCGCAUCCCGCACGUCCUGUAUCACGGCAGCAGCGACGAAAGUCCGUACGGCCUAGGCCCGUUCAUUAUCAUGGAGUAUAUCGACCAUAACGCGGAUUUGGUGGAUGCGCUGAAUACGCCCGGACUGCCGGACGAAGAACGGCCCGUUCUCGAUCCCAGUAUUGACGAGAACAGGUUGCGCUCGGUGUAUAAUCAGAUGGCGGGACUGUUGUUGCAGGUUGCGAAACACUCGUUUCCUCGUAUUGGAUGUAUAUCUAAUGCAGCGAAAGACGAGUUCGAUGACGAGUGGGUUGUUAUGCACAGGCCGUUGAGUAUCAAUAUGAAUGAGCUUGUGCAAGUGGGUGGUGUGGCGGCUGAGGAUCUGCCGGGGAUAACGGAGACGUUUGAUACUGGGGCAGGUUAUUUACUUGCUCUUGCGGAGUUGCAUAUGACGCAUCUUUCGUCGCAGCAGAAUGACGCUAUUGACGAUGCGCAGGACUGCAGGAUGAAGUAUAUUGCGCGGUGUCUGUUCCGGAAGCUUGCGAGGGAGGCGCGGCUUUGUUGGGUUGCGGAGGAAGGGAUGUUUAAGCUGUUCUGUGAUGAUUUGCGGCCGGCAAAUAUACUUGCCAACUCGGAGUUUGGGUAUAAGAUAUCCGGGGCUAUUGAUUGGGAGUUUGCUUAUGCUGCUCCGUUGGAGUUCGUGUAUAGUCCGCCGUGCUGGCUGCUGCUUGAGAGGCCAGAGUACUGGGAGGAUGGAAUUGAUGACUGGGAGAGGGUGUAUGAGACCCGGUUGGAGGUUUUCUUACAGGAGCUGCGCAUGCGAGAGGAUGUUGAUAUUCGGCGUGGGGUUAUUGGAGAGGAGAAUCGGCUUUCUGGACAUAUGCGGGAGAGCUGGGAUAAUGGGGGGUUCUGGGUUAGUUAUGCGGCGAGGAGAAGUUGGGCUUUCGAUAUUAUCUACUGGGCGAGGAUUGAUCGGAGGUUCUUCGGGGAGGGCAAUUUGGAGGAUCGGAUUGAAUUGUUGACUGUUGAGGAGAGGGAUGGGAUGGAGGCCUUUGUACGGAGGAAGUUGGCCGAGAAGGAGGAGGGUGGCUUAGUGGGAUAUUAG